AUGGCUGAUGGAGUACCAUGGUUCGCUGGAAAUAUGUGGAGCAACCAAGGCAGUCAAUGGAAUGGAGGCGCUAAUAUGUGGGUUCCACCAGGAAACGGGAUGUUUGGUAAAGAGGAGCUAGGUGUUGAGUUGCUGGUAUUUUUGGAUGACAGUAUUUAUCAUGGGAUGAAAGACGAGAUGCUGGCCAUGGGUCAACCUGUUCCAGAUUCUGUCAUAUUUAAUUUACUGAAACAACGCUACGCCAUCAUAGUCCAAGGGAUGGAUCUUCGAUAUGGAGAUAUAGCAGCUACUGAUUACUCUAUAAAAGUUCGACUAAAGGGUGUAAUGAUAUGUACGAAACCCCAAGCUUCGUUUUGGACAUCAGCUCGAGCCUCCAAACAACUGGGAAAAGAACGUGGUGUCGUGGACGUUGAUGAUGCAUUAGAUGAUUUUCGUGAUUACCUCAAGCAGUUUGGACACGCUUUUCCGGAAUAUGACCAUGCUAUGACGUUUACUGGAUUUGAUAUAGCUUCUGAAGGCAAGACGUCCACCAUCGGUGUAGCGUUCUUCGAAGGAAUUUGUUCUGACUUAUCAGUGUCUAUAAUAGAAGACCAUGGAAACACAGUUACUACCAUUGAGACAGCUACACAUGAGCUGGGACACAGUCUUGGUUCUGAACAUGAUGGUACCGGAAACUUGUGCCAGAGUGACCUACAAUAUAUAAUGGCCUACUAUGUUGGAACUAGGUCAGAACAGAUAGAGACAAAUCCCUGGAAGUUCUCAGAUUGUUCCAUCACAUACUUCCGGCUAUUUAAAGAGACACUGAAAAGGAAAAACAGGAAUUGCUUGUUUGACCCCGCCACUACCGGUAAUCUCUUUGAGUGGACAGUUUUUACAAGACAACAAGCCCUACAAAAAUACACUCCUGAUAUACAGUGUAAGAUAUUCCAAGGUGGAAUGUCAUACCAUUGCAAGGGAAUGGUACCGGAUGAUAAAAUAUGUAAUAAGUUAUACUGCUAUAUUGUUAAAACUGGACAGUGUAAACCAAUACAGGCAAUGGAAGGCACACCAUGUGGUUUCAAACAGUGGUGUUUACGCGGAGAAUGUAAAAUGGAUACCAGCGCACCACCUUAUAUGUGA
Lottia gigantea (owl limpet) is the source of this 1119-nucleotide messenger RNA. RefSeq lists its product as hypothetical. The record is from RefSeq and is a predicted model, not a curated record. Gene Ontology annotation, biological process: proteolysis. Lineage: Eukaryota; Metazoa; Mollusca; Gastropoda; Lottiidae. The coding region runs from base 1 to 1119 and encodes 372 amino acids. The transcript has 10 exons. Gene Ontology annotation, molecular function: metalloendopeptidase activity.